AUGGACCAUGCAGCGACGCCAGAACGCAGCCUCGUUGACUGGGACGAAGACGAAGUACAGAACUGGUUGGCUACACUUGGAUUCCCGCAGUAUGAGACCAAUAUCAAGGAGCACCGAAUAUCAGGCGACAUAUUAUGCAUGAUGGACCAGGAGACCUUGAAGGGCGUUGGGGUUGCUACCGUUGGUCAGAGAUUGUCGAUACUCAAGGCCGUCUACAAUUUGAAGGUUGCCUACAAUAUUCCAAUUGAACCUGACAGCUAUGUUCCUCCAUCCGAAGCGCAGGAUCGCGUGGAAGACCUCACUCUUGAGAAGCUCAAUAACAUGCUCAACGAUCAAGCGCAACGGCUUCGCGUCCUAGAAGAAGAAAACAGAAAUCUAAAUACCAUUCUUCAAUCUUUCCUCGAUGAUUACAAUACUCUUCGUGCGUCCCUAACCCACAAUGGAACCGAUGAAACUAGUCCCCCUUUGCGACGACAACCGUCGUUCAAAUGGGCGCAGUAUGUCAAACCCACCAAGUCUCCCACAAAACCAGAACCAACCGAGAGUCCUCACCCUUCUCCUCAACAACUCGAACACGAUACGCCCUACACCCGCGGUACCCCACAAUCACAGAUCACGUCGACACCAGCACCAGCAACGGAGAAAACUCCUCGUCUAUAUCCCGCACCAUCAACAUCGGCCACAGACUCCCCGAAUUUGUCCUCUGCGUUAAGCCCACCCAAACCUCCCCGCCAAGAUGGCACCGACAACCUCAAGUCUUUCAAAGUCAGCCUGGAAGAUCCCACCUACAAGGUUUUACCGGCUGCUCUCAAGAAAUAUAGAAUUAACAACGAUAACUGGGAAAAUUAUGCCAUGUUCAUAUGCUAUGGGUCUCCCGGUAACCGUAUCGAACGGUGCCUCUCCUAUGAUGAGAAGCCUUUAAUAUUGUUUCAGAAGCUGAAGGACGCGAAAAAGAACCCAGUGUUCAUGCUGAAGCAUAUCAAGGACAUCAGGAGCCCAAUUGUUGUCGCCCAACAGAAGCACGCAGCAAGGAAGGCCGGGUCGACUAUAAGCAAUAAUGGUGAUACGACCUCAGGUCCUGGUACCGCGACAGCAUUGCUAGUUGAGAAAGGAAUGGGGACGCCGACACCAGGUCACACGAAGAAUGCACCGUCAAGGACCAUCAUACGUCCCCCAAAGUUGGAAGUUCACGAUCUCUCCAACAAUGCGAACGUCCCCUCUGGACUUAUGUCCGGCGUAAAUCCACAACCUGGAUGGCCCGAGGCACCGGGCAUAUCUUCGCCGUCAACAGAACACCAGUCUCAACUCGGAGUCUCUGGAGGAGCUUUACCAUCGUCAUCUCCAAUACCUCCAUCACAAACGCCCUCUUCUCUCGCAACUUCUAAUUCCCACCACGUCUCUACACCCUCUACAUCCGCGUCUUCCUCGACGGCCAUUUCAAAUUCGUCCAUCCUAGUGUCUAACAAUACUAGAGAGCUCCCCUCCACCUCCCCUGGGACCAUUUCUUACGCGAUAGCGAUCUACCCCUACAUGGCUGAACAAACUGACGAAUUCGAUGUGGUCGUAGGAGAUACAUUCAUCAUACUUUCUCGUGCCAGGGGUUGGUGGGUGGUACAAGGCGAUCCUAAAGGCACAGGUGUAGUAGAAGCGGAUGUCAGCAAGCAAGGCUGGGUGCCUGCUGGAUGCCUCUUGGAAACCAACCAGCCCAUAGCAAGCGCUAUCAGACAAGCCAGGGAGAAGAAAGGAAUGGGUGACGAUGCGGAUGGAGAAACAGCUACUGGCGACAGAGAAGCAGACGCAGAGCAGCCAAUCGCCUCUUCGUCGUCCAAGACACCUAUUUUACCCUUGAGCAUCAUUUCGACGAGUUUCCCGGGAAUCGCCCUGAUGGAUUAUAAGAAGAAGGGAGAAGAGGAACUAGACCUGGCGAAGGAUGAUUCGCUUAGAGUCUUCAAGAGGUACAAUCAUUGGAGUUAUGCGGUCAAAGAAGACGGCGGUGAUAGAGGCUGGGUCCCAUCAUGGUUCAUUGGUAAAGUUGCCAAUCCAAACUCCAAUAAUCAACCCACGCCGCCGACUCCUAGUGUCCCCAGUCAGAGUCAACAGCACAACGCUAGUGGACAAAAUAACGGGGGUGGUGCAGAUGAAUCACCCUGGAAUGGGAACCAAGCACAGGUUUCACCUAUGAGUUCCGCGUUUCCUACAAGAUAG
This is a messenger RNA of Marasmius oreades (fairy-ring Marasmius), 2205 nucleotides long. RefSeq lists its product as uncharacterized. Gene Ontology annotation, biological process: signal transduction. The coding region runs from base 1 to 2205 and encodes 734 amino acids. The record is from RefSeq and is a predicted model, not a curated record. Lineage: Eukaryota; Fungi; Basidiomycota; Agaricomycetes; Agaricales; Marasmiaceae. Gene Ontology annotation, molecular function: protein binding. The transcript has 5 exons.